CUCUGCUCACUUACUUUCAGUCAUAAUAAUCAUUGUAAAUAAAUAGUGCCUGCCCCCCUCCCUUUAAUCUGAGAUAAAAAAGAGCAGACAGACUCCUCCUCCCUUCUCUCUCUCUUUCUCCCUCUCUCUUUCUUUCUCGUCCUGUCUCCUGUAUUCCUCCUCUCUGGACUUCUCUUGUAUGUUGCCCUGAUGGAUAUGUGGAGGAUCUUUCUGUCUCUUUCUCUCGUGGUCCAGCAGAGUUCAGCUGAAGAAGUUAUGCUGUUGGACACUACAGAGUCCACUGCUGAACUAGGCUGGACGACAUAUCCUGACACAGGGUGGGAUGAGGUGAGCGUGUUAGAUGACAAGGGGAAACUCAUGCGUACCUUUGAAGUCUGCAAUGUUAACCAGAACACUCGUCUCCAAGACAACUGGCUUGCUACACCCUUCCUGUACCGGCAGUCGGCUCCGCGGAUCUUCGUGACACUGCGCUUCUCGGUUCGCGACUGCGCCAGUUUACGUUCACCGUCUCCGACGUGCAGAGAGACGCUGACGCUCUACUAUAAACAGGCCGACUCCCAGAGGGAACUGGAGAGAACCUGGGCAGCUGAACCUUCAACUGGAGAAUCGAGAGAGGGCUGGGUGAAGAUCGACACCAUCGCAGCGGACAAAAGCUUCAGCCGCGUGGAGCCGAGUCUACCUCACCAGUACAAAUCUGAGAGUGCGCGACGCAUCAAUGUGAAAACCCGCAGCUUUGCACCUCUUACACGCAAAGGGUUUGUGUUAGCAGUGGUAGACAGCGGAGCGUGCGUGUCCCUCAUGGGUGUUUCAAUAUUUUACCGCCGCUGUCCAGCAACCAGUCGUUACCUGGCUUUCUACCCUGCCACGCCCUCAGGGGCUGAGCCCACAUCUCUGGUUCCAGUGACUGGGACUUGUGUACCUCAUAGCCAAUCACAAGGUGGGACACCGCCAAGAAUGCACUGUAACACAGAGGGUGAAUGGCUGGUGCCUGUAGGAGGAUGCACGUGUGAUGCGGGAUAUGAGCCGAACCAUAAUGGCUCAGCCUGUCUGGCGUGCCAAAUUGGGUCCUAUAAAGCGCUCGCAGGCUCAGGUUCCUGUACGGAGUGCCCGGCUAACAGCAGAACCAGUUCAGAAGGCUCCAAGCUUUGCGAGUGUCGGAGUGGUUUCUACCGCGCGCCCACCGAUGCUAAUACUACAGCCUGCACAAGUUCUCCAUCAGCACCAGUGUCCCUUUCCUGGGAGUAUGAGAGCGCAGAAGGUGGGGUAUCACUGAGAUGGAGACCACCCACAGAUAUGGGGGGUCGGAGUGAAGUGUGGUAUGGGGUGGUGUGUCGAAUCUGCCCUUCUGCCACUAACACCCCACCCAGCAUGUGCUCCUGGUGUGGAGAGAUGGUUACUUUUUCCCCCUCUCAGAAUGGUUUAAAACAGACGAGGGUCACUCUCAAAAACCUGCUCACUAGGGUCACCUACCUCAUACAGGUUCAGGCAAUAAAUGAAGUAUCGGCACUAAGUCCGUUUCCACCUCAGUUUGCCAGCAUCAACUUCACCACCAGCCAAUCAGUGCCUUCUGAGGUUCCAAUGCUGCACCAGUUGAGCAGAGUUCAAGACUCCAUCACACUGUCAUGGCCUCAGCCUGAUCGGCCCAAUGGCGACAUCCUAGAAUACCAGCUUCGAUACUACGAUAAGGGUUCAGAUGAGGACAGUGCUGUGAGUGUGUUCAGUGAAACUAACACAGUAACAGUUGGAGGUUUGAUUCCAGGCUCCAUCUAUGCCUUCCAGAUUCGUGCUCGAAACGAGAGGGGCUAUGGACCUUACAGCCACACCAUUUACUUCAGCACUUUAGCAAUGGAGGAACAGUCCAAGCAAAUUCAAAACCGUCUGCCACUUAUGGUUGGAUCAGUGAUGGGUGGGGCAGCGUUUCUAUUAGUUGUAACAGCAAUCGUCAUCGUGUUUGUGUUUAAGAGUAAAAGGAGAGAGAGUCCUUAUAGUGACAGACUGCAGCGAUACAUCAGCAACAGAGGUGGAGUGAAAUAUUACGUAGACCCCUCCACUUACGAAGACCCCAGUGAGGCCGUCAAAGAAUUUGCACGGGAAAUUGACCCUGCUCACCUAAAGAUCGAAGAGGUCAUUGGUGCUGCUCAGUUUGGUGAGGUGUCCCGUGGGCGGUACAGACCCCUGGGUCGUAGAGAGGUAUUGGUUGCAGUUAAAACUUUACGCUGGGGAGUGACAGACCGAGAGAAGAAUGUGUUUCUCACCGAGGCAGGAGUCCUUGGCCAGUUUGACCACCCCAAUGUACUGAAGCUGGAGGGUGUGAUAACCCGCACACCACCUGAACGUAUUAUCACAGAGUUUAUGGAGAACGGCCCACUUGAUGCCUUUCUGAGGGAGAAUGAGGAUCAGUUUAGUGUGCUACAGCUGGUAGGCAUGCUGAGAGGCGUUGGAGCUGGAAUGCGUUAUCUUUCAGAGAGGAAUUUUGUUCAUCGUGAUCUCGCAGCGAGGAACAUUCUUGUGAAUUCGAACCUGGUGUGUAAGGUGUCUGACUUCGGCCUGUCACGUUUAAUGAGGGGGCUGGACCGCAACAUGCCCACCUACACUGCAUCGCUGGGUAGUAAGAUCCCUGUACGGUGGACAGCCCCUGAAGCUUUCCAGCAUCGUAAGUUCAGUUCAGCAAGUGACGUCUGGAGCUUUGGCAUACUCAUGUGGGAGGUCAUGUCAUAUGGAGAACGUCCGUACUGGGACAUGAGCAACCAAGAGGUAAUGAAGGCAGUUGUAGAUCAGUACCGCUUGCCUGCUCCGACCUGUUGUCCGCCUGCUCUUCAUGCACUCAUGCUUCAGUGCUGGCAGGCUGACAGACAGGACCGACCAGGCUUUGACUCUCUUCUGUCGUCUCUUGACCGCCUCAUACGACACCCCGCUUCCCUGAAGGCUGACCAUAUCCGUCCCACCCAGCCACUGCUAAGCCCCACCCCUACAGACCUCUCAUCAGUUGUAACAGUCAGUGAUUGGCUGACAGCUUUAAAGAUGGAUCGAUAUAAGGAUGCUUUUGAAAGAGCACAGUUUCACAGUUUGGAAAGAGUGAGCAUGCUCACAAUGGAGGAUGUACAGGCUGUAGGUGUAAAUUUAAUUGGUCAUCAGCGGAAGAUCGUAAACGCAGCUAAACAGCUCAGGACACAUCUUACUCAGGGACAUGUGGAAGUCUAGGGCUUCCCACUUUGUGUUAACACAGCAGUGCAUGCUGGGGGUCGUAUAACCAACAGCCUGUGUCAGCCCACAACAACACUGGACGAGAAUGAAAGAGAGAGACCGAAAGAGAAGCUUUGAUGAAGACGAUUAAUACUUAUUCACUUAACUGUCCCACCCUUCCUUCCCAAACUGCCGUCUUCCAUAUUCCUACUCCGAUUUCCUCCUUUAUUGUUGCACUACCUCUCACUUUUUGGUUCAUUGCUUAUUAUGGCAUUCAGUAUGAACUUGCGCCUUAAAUACACAAAGAAGGAAACUGCUUUUACAAUCAAUUGCAAAGACAAUCAGAGACUUUGAAUGGACAGUUAUUGUCUUUGUUGGCACUUUUGGUCAAUGGCACUAGAUGUUGUGUUAUUAACUGUACACACUGCAAAAAAAUCUAACUUUGUAUUUAAUUUGUCUUUUUGUCUAAUACAAAUAUUCAAACAUCCGUAAAAUAAGACAUAAUUAAAGAAAACUGUAUUUUUGGUUCCCUUAUGGUAGUGAUUCUCAGAUUUUUCAGCGUGCGCCCCCUCCCUUAAUCCCCCCUCCCAAGGAAAGUCAUGACAUGAAACUGUCAUAAAAAGACUUUUAAAUAAACAAUUUAUAAUAAAUUAUACGGUAUAAUGCUGUUGGUUAUUUUGCUGAUGUUGUACUAUUUGAUAAAAUCCCAUAAUGCCCUGGCCACGCCACCCAGUUUCAGAACCACUGCCUUCCAGGAAAGUAUUUUAUUGUUGUUUUAAGCUUUAACCUCAAGCUGGUAUUAAAAAAAUUAAAUAGCAAUCAUUUGAUUUAUUAGUACUCCGAGCUUAAUAGUAUCUUUAAAAAAAAAUCAUCAUGAGAUUUUGUUUUACAAAUAAAUGUAUCUUGUUUUAAGGAUGUUUAAAUAUUUAAAAGAAAUAAUAAUUAAGAGAAUGUUUUCUUGCAGUACAGUCAGUCUCAUUUUUGGCACCUGCAGCUAAAAACUUGUGGCAUGUAGACUGAUGUACUUAUUAUACAGUAGAUGUGGAAAGUGAGGAAAGUUUUUGAUUUACAAUAUGGCCACAGUAUAGUUUUUAGGGUGACCUGACAUGAUCUCAUUGGUCUCAGUGAUCAUCACAUUAACAUAUAAAAGCACAAGGUUCAAAUCAUGUUGUGCUUCUGUGUGCUGAUCCUGAAGACAUUUCCUAUCACCAGUCCUGAUCUUGUCCCAAAGUACAUGAUUAUCUCACCCCUUGAAUAAUGUAGCAUAAAGUCACAUUGUAACAUAUGAACAUUGUAUGGUAGAUUUUGCAUUAAAUGUGAUUAUUAUUGAUUGAUAUGGGAGUGCGUGAUGUAUGUAUGUAUAUUAUUUUGAGUGUGUGUGUUUGUGUGACAGCCUUUAAGUGUAUAGUAUGUUUGGCAUGUGGAUUUCUGUGUGUAGAAAUCCAUGCACAGUUCAAAAGAGUGUAUGAUCAAGUGGUUGUAUAUUUCGAUCUGUUUCAUUGUACAGUUGUUCAUUACCACGAUUCCACCAUUGUGCAAAUUUGUAAAAUAUAUAUGAUUUUGUUUAAA
Molecule: messenger RNA, 4752 nt
Organism: Misgurnus anguillicaudatus (oriental weatherfish)
Lineage: Eukaryota; Metazoa; Chordata; Actinopteri; Cypriniformes; Cobitidae
Gene: ephb6
Product: eph receptor B6
Biological process (GO): protein phosphorylation; ephrin receptor signaling pathway; axon guidance
Cellular component (GO): plasma membrane; dendrite
Molecular function (GO): protein binding; transmembrane-ephrin receptor activity; ATP binding
Source: RefSeq, a predicted model, not a curated record